Messenger RNA from Penaeus chinensis, 3459 nucleotides. RefSeq lists its product as uncharacterized. The record is from RefSeq and is a predicted model, not a curated record. Lineage: Eukaryota; Metazoa; Arthropoda; Malacostraca; Decapoda; Penaeidae. The coding region runs from base 1 to 2271 and encodes 756 amino acids. Gene Ontology annotation, cellular component: nucleoplasm; nucleolus. The transcript has 8 exons.
AUGACCCCAACCACCACCACCACCACGCCCACCACGACCAGCACGACCACCAGGACGACCGAACGACCCAAGACCAGCCGAGGUCGUCGUCGGUCGUACUGCUCCCGAUGUAACAACUGUUUCGGUAAUUCACAUCACCACCACAGCCAGAAGACUCCAGCGGACAAGACAGAAGCCGAGCAAAACAACAACAAUAAUAACAACAACAAUAACAACAACAACAAUAACAACAACAACAAUGACACGGCCGCCCUCGAGACCACCCAAACGGCGGAGUCCCCCCCUCCCCCCCGCGAGACGGAGGCCGACACCCUCGCCCUCGACAACCGGCCUCGAGACCCCUCCCGCUGCGCCUACAUCCCGGGCCGCCCCUUCACCCCGCGCGAGGGCACGGACUCCCCCAACGACGUGGACCUGAUGGAGGUGAUCAAGAUUCCCGAGGUGGCCGGCAAGAGGUCCCUGGUGGAGGUCCUGUCGCAGGUCGUGAAGCUGGAGAGGUCUUCGUCGUCGUCGGCUUCGGAGAUGACUUCGAGGACUCCCCCAGAGGCUCCGGACAUCGUGACCUCGACGACCAAAGGGCGCGAGAGGAGGGUCGUCAUGGCCAAGAGGGCAAUAGGAGGAGGAGGAGGAGGAGGAAGUUUAGGAGGUUUGGGAGGAGGAGGAGAGGUCAAAAUAGGAGCAGAUGUCGCCACUCUCGCCAUCUUGUGCCAACACUAUGCUGAGCUUGUUCACGCCCUCAAGCCAUUACCCUCAGACCCAGCUCUCCCUCACCCGCAGGAGGAGAACUACCUGCUCUCCUGCGCGCGCAGCCCCCUGCCCACCACCCCCCGGAGCACCCUCAGCUACCGGGGCACGGCCACCGACCCGGGGGCGCGGGGGCCGGUGGGGGGCAGCAGCGGGGGGCGGACCAGGACCUCCAGGACGGCCUUCUCGUGGGAGCCCGAGGCCGUGGCCGGUCUGGAGCAGCAGCCGCAGCCCCGUCAGGCGGGCGAGGACGAGCCGGGCGUCCGCGCCACGACGGAGGAGAACUCGAGGCUCAUCUCGGACCUGCGCGUGCCAGGGUCGCCGGCGGGCAUCCGGGCCCACAGGACCUCCUCGGGGUCCAGGGAGAGGAACUACGGUGACGCCAAGUCCCCGAAGAAGAGCCCCGGCCGCGGGAAGGAGGAGGCCCCCGAGGAAGGGCAGCCCGAGGCGCUGGCCCGGGAGCGGAAGCCGUGGACGCUGAGGCCCCUGCGCAGCGCCAAGCACAAGAGGGACUCCCGCCCGCCGCGCAAGAGCUCCUUCAGCAUCUUCAUGAGAGAUUCUUCGAAGGAGCAGGAGAAAGCCGCCAAGGAAAACGCCAACGCCGGCUCUCCCAAGCUCAGCAGGAGCAGCGACGUCAGCGGAGGCAGCGGCAGCGGCGGCGGCGGAGGCGGCGGCGGCGGAGGAGGAGCCGGAGGCGGCGUGGCCCGCGGCGCCGGCCAGCAGCAGCGGGUGACGGCGACAGAGUUCCGGUAUCCGACGGUGGGCGUCCUGUCGACCAAGAUCCAGGAGAUCGAGGAGAAGAUCCAGGAAAUCCUGCACCUCGAGCCCGUCGACAUCAUCAUGAGGGAGAAUAGCCUGACGAGGUCUCCAACCAAAGGCUUGUCGGGAACUGGUAGUCUCAGGAGGUCAGCGAGCGUAGGUCAACGCGGGGACUUCUAUCGCCACGCCGUCAAGGACACCAGGAGGGACCAGCGCCACCAGGAAUACUACGACUCAGACGACGACGGAUCCAGGCGAGGGACAUGUGGAGGAAGCGGUGGAGGUGGAGGGACAGGUGGAUGCCAGUAUCAGGCGCUCUCGCAGGCCGCUCACGUCGAAGUGGACAAGCUCAGGCAGCUCGUCCAGCUCCUCAACGCCAGAUUAACAGAACUGAGUUCGAGAAUGCUCGAAGCUGAAUCGAGGCUACGCGAGGAACUGCAGAGGUCGGCCCUCAUGGAACGAGCGCUUGAGAGGAGAACGUUGGAUCCCGGACUGAUUCCAGCCGACAGCGGAAACACGCGCAGCAGCAGGUCGCCGAGGCACGCCGUAGAAAGCUCAAGCAGGAGGUGCGGUCCGUCGGUGCUUGCCUGGGGCGACGGGACAACGGAAAACCUCCUCAGGAACAAGCUUGACAUGGCGAGAGAAGAGAUCGAGCUGCUCCGCCAACACAUCGACUUGCUGCUUCGAAUGCGUCAGGAAGAUCUCAAGGUGUACGAGUCGACGGUGGAUAAAUUCAGACACACUUUAGCUUCUGGAAGUCAGUGGUAGCUUGGAAUUUGUAAAAUUAGGAGGCUUUUUAAAAGGAAGUAGUAGCAUUGUAAUUAGGUAGGUUCGUGACUUUUAUUAGAGUCGUUUUCUUAAUAGAAAUUAGGAAUAUAUUUAUAUACAGGUGCUAUGAUUUUUUUGUCUAUAGGCUAUUUCUCAAUUUAUAUCGAGUAGAUGGAAUUUUUAACUACAUGAUAUAAUUAUAUUGCUAGAAUUAUAUUUAUUAGAUUCUUAAUGUAUGUAGAGUAAUUUUAUAACCAAAGAUUCUAACACUUCCUGUCGAAAGUGUUAAAAGAAAACUCAGUUGUAGAUCUCCCUGUAGCUCAGAAAUAUGCCAAAAGAAAAUCAUUCUCAGGUUUUUACCCAAAUCACACGGCGUAAUGUAACAAGCAUUGGAUACGAAAGAAUUCCUGUUAUUUCCUUUGAGGUACUUAUAAAGUAUUUUAUACAACCAUUGAAUAUAAAAGGUUCCCUAUCGGAUGCUGGUGAGAAUAUUUUUGAAGCAUUACAUGAGAAAAAAUUUGUUAUUUCUCAUCAGAUAUUAGUGAACAUGUCUUAUAAACAUUUACAAUUCAAGACUUCCAAUUAUUCCAUAUUAUGUACUUAUAUAAAAAAUAUCUUACAAGCAUCAAAUACGAGUAAAUACUAUUUCCAUUCAGUAAUACAAAAAAAAAAAAAAGAAAAAGAAAGGAAAAAAAAAAAGAAAAAAAAAAAAAAAGGUAAAUUUUUCUCUGCAAAUCUGAAACGAUUCAUUAGGCUUUUAUCUUCGGUGCUAGAAUAAACAAACAAAAAAUAAAUAAAAUAAAAACAAAAAACAAUUAAAAGCUUAAAACCAUUGUUAUUAAGAAAUUUUAGACCUUAGAUACGCUGUGUAUCAUAUUUACUGUAAGAAAUGUAAUUAAUGCACAUGUAUAUAAUGAAUUGCUAAUUAAUUCCAGCCUGUUAAUUAAAUACAUACAUAUUCAAGUUUCUCAUUUACCACUAAUACUUUAAUUUGUGUGUACAUAAUAUGCAGUUUUAUUUAGUGAAAUGUAUGACACAUCAAAAAUGAAAAAUAAAAUAUAUAUAAAAUAUACAGUUAAAUGUUGUUCAGAAGACUGCUACUAUACAUAAUUUUAAAUUUCAGACUUAAUAAUUGGUACUGGUAUUUCCAAAAUCAAACGUAUUUUACAUAAAUCUGAAGUUUAUGAA